CUUAACCCAGUAUGGAGAGGUAGCCACCUCCUUCAACACGGCCUCAUUACUCCUCCACACUCCACCUUGAUUACUUGCCCUGUGAUUCUUCAUCCCUGAACCACAACCACAGAGAAGCCAUGGGAAACGCACAGAGUGGAGGGAUUCCCAGAGAGAUCCUGGAUGACCUCAAGCUGACCACCAGGUUCUCUGAAGCUGAGAUCACCCAGUGGUACGAUAACUUCCAGAAGCAGUGUCCUUCAGCUCGCAUCACACCAAAACAGUUUGAGGAGAUCUACGGUAAAUUCUUCCCCGAAAGUGAUGCCAAGGCCUAUGCCCAACACGUUUUUCGGUCCUUUGAUGCCAAUGAUGAUGGAACAUUAGACUUUCAGGAGUACGUUGUUGCUCUUCACAUGACCUCUUCAGGCAAGUCCACCUCGAAGCUGGAGUGGGCUUUCUCACUGUUUGAUGUGGACAAGAAUGGUUACGUCACAAAAUCUGAAGUGAUUGAACUCAGCCAGGCCCUUUUCAAACUCAUACCCAAAGAGAAGCAGGCAAAUCUUCCCAGUGAUGAAAGCACGCCAGAGAAGAGAGCAGAGAAACUCUGGUCCAUCUUUGACAAAAAGGACAAUGAGCGAAUCGCAGAGGGGGAGUUCAUCCAAGCCGUCCAAGAUAGCGAGAUUGCACUACGGCUCAUUCAGUAUGACCAUAAAUGAUCCAACAUAAUCAUCACGCAAACGGCAGUUUUCUCAUGCUUGACUUCAUGUGCAUUUGUUGUACAUUAAAUGUGCUCAUUAAAGAUUCACCAUCCUUAAUUUGGGUC
Molecule: messenger RNA, 802 nt
Organism: Rhinichthys klamathensis goyatoka
Lineage: Eukaryota; Metazoa; Chordata; Actinopteri; Cypriniformes; Leuciscidae
Gene: rcvrn3
Product: recoverin 3
Exons: 4
Coding region: 120-695 (191 amino acids)
Molecular function (GO): calcium ion binding
Source: RefSeq, a predicted model, not a curated record